Molecule: messenger RNA, 5159 nt
Organism: Anguilla rostrata (American eel)
Lineage: Eukaryota; Metazoa; Chordata; Actinopteri; Anguilliformes; Anguillidae
Product: prolactin-releasing peptide receptor-like
Exons: 3
Coding region: 3334-4413 (359 amino acids)
Biological process (GO): G protein-coupled receptor signaling pathway
Cellular component (GO): neuron projection; plasma membrane
Molecular function (GO): neuropeptide Y receptor activity; neuropeptide binding
Source: RefSeq, a predicted model, not a curated record
CGCCCCACUGUCUCGAACACGCACACGCGCUGCAGCGUGUUUUCCGCUUCUUCAGUGCACCUUCACUGUAUUUAUAGUCUACAAAUCUUACUGUCGAGAAAGGAAACAGAGGAAUCUCUCGGAAAUCUUCUGGAGUCUCAUAUUGCAGCACCUCUUGCCUCUCCAACCUCCCGGCAUAACUGAAGAUCGGACUCAAAGAUUUGAAAAGGACAAGAGAACUUCCACUUUACCAAAGCGAGAACAUAAGCUUCGUGACCUACCGUGAAGUGAGUCGUGGAAACGUCCAAAUCGACGAGGAAAGCUGUUUUUGUUUGUUUCUUAACACCCAGGUAAGUCUUUUCAAGGCAAAUGGUCUACUAUGCCGAUUAAUCUGAUGUGUGCUUAUUAUAAAUGCCUGUGGCCAGGUGGAUGGUUCUGUUCCAUUAAUCAUGUGCAGCAUCCAGAAGAUGAUGCUGUGUCAACGCAGCAAGCAAGUUAGCUGAACGCACUUUACAUUAAACACUGAACUAACUUAAAAACACGUUGGUGAGUAUAGCAUGCUAUUAAUUUCUUUAAUUAAUUUUAAACUCAGUUUAAAAUGCCUAUGUCUCCCCACAAAGACACUACGUAGAUGUGAUUCAACACCAUGUAGUGGCCCUAUUCUCCAAAUCUGAAGCCCUCCAUGACCUCCCUGGGUACCAGCGCUCUCGUUUACUCUUUAGAUUGCAUUCUGUAAACAUAUAACGGCAAAAUGCACGUUGUUUGUUGUAGCAACUCAGAGGCGUCAUAAUUGUGCGAGCUGCUACAUUUACGGGGACACCACGAUUUUGGUGACAGAAAACAAUCCCCGCUAAAAUUGACUCAGAAAACCAUACUUUUUCAAGGACAUAAGACUGCUGAUGUAUAUGAUUUAUUGUAAAUAAAACAAUGCCUUAUAGCCGAAAAUUACUUUCGGAACAGAUUUUUUACUUAACUCGAUCAAAAACAGUUUUUGAGAAAUAUUUCCCACGAAUGUUGUCGAAUUGCUCGGUUUUUUUUUUUUUUUUUUGGCACUCGGUAGACAACUGAAUUUCGCGUGUACAAUCCUGAAAUGGCUACUGCAGCAGUGCACAAAACAUUAUUGAUUGUGUUGCAUUUAUGAUGGGUUACAAUUGUACCGGCUCGAAUGACACCGCCGGGCCGACACACUGCAAACGCAAGACCCGGUUGUACACCCUCAACACGCGUUCUUUAGCUCUGAAAUUCUUACCGCUUAAUGCAGUUCAAGUGUCACAGCGAGGGGCGCUAUAGUAAACAACUCCAGGAUAAAGCCGUCAUCUUCCAUCAUCCCAUUAUUCCAGCAAGCUUUUACAUAUCAUUUAGAUUGCAUCCAAGGGUCAACAGCAGUGUCCUACCAGGGAAUCGAACCUGUGACCUUUAGCUUCUUACCCAUUAUAUUGCACUGCCGCCCUAUGCCAUAUGCCCCCAACUAUGAAUGUGCUGUAUUUCACUCGUAGGCUGUAUGCACAUUGCACAUGUUCCUCCUACACUGGAGUUUGGUCUGAAUAAGCAGGUCUGCCACAUAAAUGUAACGAAAUGUAAUUAAUUGUUUAAAUCGUGGCUUGCAACCGAAGCUCUAUCGGCCCCUGGUGGUAGGGAAGUGAAAUACGUGCUAAUUUAUAUAUUGGGGAACAAUAGAGAUGUGUGUGUGGUAGUGUUGUGUUUUUUUAUUAUGGAUCAUUGUCCAGGUUCAUGUCCAAAAGGUUUUGCAUGUGCUAAAUGUCUCAGUAAAUCAGGCCCUAAAUCUGAACUGCUUCAGUGAAAUACUCCGCGGUACAAAUGAAUAGUAUCGUGGCACUAUCCCAAAUAAAAACUACAAGCACAGGUUCCUAUUCAGACAGACAUAUUUAAUCAACAUUUGCCCUUAACUUAUAUUGAGAUGAAAAUCUGCAUUUUUUCUUCAAAAGCAGAGGCAUAGUAAUGAUUCCAUCACUAGUCUGAUCAUCUACAUUUUUAUACAUGCUUUAGUGCUCUGGUAACUUGGUUUGUAUAUAGAUGUAAGAGCUAUAAUGAAUGGAAAUUAGACAGCCAUCUCAAACCAAAAAGCAAUGUCACUGUUUGACAAAUUCCUUUAAUCUGUGUCGGCAGAGAAAGCAGGACAAGACAUUUUUAAAAUAAAAAAACGAAAAGAAAAAAAAAAUUCAGUUGCACAGUUAAUAGCUUUGUUUAUGACACAUUUUUGUUGUCUUUUGUUGUAAACAGAUUUACAGUACUGGUCUGAAAAAUAUUCAGAACAAUGGUCCUUUUUAUAAAACUUGUACAGACUGUCUGAAGUAGAAUUUUAGUAGAAUUACUAAAGACGAUCUUGAUAAAAUGACCAGUUAGUUCUUUUCCAUUUCCGCCUCCUUCUUUGAGUGGAGUACUUUCCCAACACCGUUUAUCUUUAAUCAAGCCAAACAAAAACACUUUUCUUCCACAAUCGCUCCCAAAUUAAAAAGUGAAGGACUCUGUGAUGGCAGUACCCCGUCUAGACUAAAAGGAAACGAGGUGAGCCUUCUCCAGAGCCUUCUCCAGGGCCCCUUCUUCAGUGUCUUCUCCAGGGCCUUCUCCAGAGCCCUUCCUCCAGGGCCUUCUCCAGAGCCCUUCCUCCAGGGCCUUCUCCAGGGCCUUCUCCAGAGCCCUUUCUCCAGAGCCUUUUCCAAGGCCUUCUCCAGGGCCUUCUCCAGAGUCUUCUCCAGGGUCUUCUUCAGUGUCUUCUCCAGAGCCCCUUCUCCAGAGCCUUUUCCAGGGCCUUCUUCAGAGUCUUCUCUAGAGCCUUCUCCAGGACCUUCUCCAGACCCUUCUCCAGAGCUUCUUCUCCAGGGCCUUCUCCAUAGCCUUCUCCGGGGUCUUCUUCAGUGUCUUCUCCAGAGCCUUCUCCAGAGCCCUUCCUCCAGGGCCUUAUCCAGAGCCUUCUCCAGGGUCUUCUUCAGUGUCUUCUCCAGGGUCUUCUUCAGAGUCUUCUCUAGAGCCUUCUCCAGGACCUCCUCCAGAGCCCUCUCCAGUCCAGAAGGCUUCCAAGUCCAUUUAGGUUACCACAGGAUGCAUGAGAUCAGGGAGGAGCAUGCAGAUUCAGUUAAUUCAACCAACAAAUUCUGGAACAUUUUUGACACGGAGCCUUUCAUUGUAGACAAGGCUUUCCCAGCACAUCAGUAUAUGUUGGGUCAAUAAAUGUUUCUGAACUAAAGUUGGUUUUAUUCUUAAAACAUGUCUGUAGGAUAAAAAUCAUACCUGGCAUAGUUUAAAAUUUUCCACAGCUUGAUAACUCACAGUGGUCUGCUUGUCCAAUCAAUGAAGUUUUCCUCUCAAGCAUUUUUUCCCCCCAAUAGCUAAGAGAUGGAGGGCAGUGGCAGUGCUUGGUUAGCGCCCGCUUGUGGAAUGGAAGGGAACUGCAGCAGGCCGGCUUUCGAAGUGGCGGUACGCCAGAGCACCUCCAACCGCAGCCUGCCGUUCGCGGACGUGGAGCUCCUGCAGUCCUACAAGCCACUCAUCAUCCCCUGCUACGCCCUGGUGGUGCUGGUGGGCUUCGUGGGCAACUACCUGCUGCUCUACGUCAUCUGCCGCACCCGCAAGAUGCACAACGUCACCAACUUCUUCAUCGGGAACCUGGCCUUCUCCGACAUGCUGAUGAGCGUCACCUGCGUGCCCUUCACACUGGCCUAUGCCUUCAACCCGCGCGGCUGGGUGUUCGGCCGCUUCAUGUGCUACCUGGUCUACCUCACGCAGCCCGUCACCGUCUAUGUGUCCGUCUUCACCCUCACCGCCAUCGCCAUUGACAGGUACUAUGCCACCGUGCACCCGCUGAAGAAGCGCAUCUCUGUGCUGGCGUGUGCCUACGUGCUGUCGGGCAUCUGGCUGCUGUCCUGCGGGCUGGCGGCUCCUGCGGUCGCCCACACCUACCACGUGGAGUUCCGGAAGGAGGGCUUCACCAUCUGCGAGGAGUUCUGGAUGGGGCAGGAGGAGCAGCGCCUGGCCUACGCGUACGGCACCCUGCUCCUCACCUACGUGCUCCCGCUGUCCGCCGUCUGCGUCUCCUACAUCUGCAUCUCCGUCAAGCUGCGCAGCUGCGUGGUCCCCGGCCACCGCAGCCAGCUGCAGGUGCAGGCGCAGCGUGUACGCAAGCGCAAGAUCUUCCGGCUGGUGGCGCUGGUGGUGGCGGCGUUCGGCGUCUGCUGGCUGCCCAUCCACGUGUUCAACGUGCUGCGCGACGUGGACAUCCGGCUGAUCGACAAGCGCCACUUCCUGCUCAUCCAGCUGCUGUGCCACCUGUGCGCCAUGUGCUCCUCCUGCUGCAACCCCUUCCUGUACGCCUGGCUCCACGACCGCUUCCGCGCCCAGCUGCGCAAGAUGUUCGCCCGCCGGCCCCGCGUGGGUGCGCACCCCAACCACUGCGCCACCGCCAGCGUGGUGCUGUAGGCCCCGCCCUCAGUCUCAAAAGGGAGGGGCAAGCAGCGAAACCAGAGGAGAGGGGAUGGAAAUUAGUGGGCGGAGCCAAUAGAAGGCACAGGGCGGAAGAGUGACAGAUGCAGACACAAACCUGUGUGAGAUCUGGUUAAAACGGUUCAACCCUGUGCUCGAGAUCCCAGGGCACUAACCAGGCCCAACCUGGGACAGUGCCCAUAGCAGCCAGCGCACGAUCAGACCCCUGCCCACGAAGAACUUGGAGCACAGCUGGGUGGCACACACACAGGCACUCUCAGCCAGGGGGAGGAGUUAUAAAGUCAUGUGACCUUCCCUACACCACCCCCCUGAACAAGACCACCCACCUGAAACUGAAACGGCCUCUCCUGUAUAGUUCUACAGUUCUCCACUCAUGAGCAUGAACCGGAGGGCCUGUCCAUGCUCACUUCAGGCUGUAUAAUGCAGCUCGCCCUAUUCAUGCUGCCACUCAUGUUUCACCCUCAGCUCUGUGAAAUGAGAAGUAAAUGAAUGACAGACCUGUGUGGCCAUGUUGUCAUUAUGACCUGCAUGUGUGUCCGUCUCAACGCGUGCAUUACAGCGGUUCCUCUUCCAGGAAACUCAUCAGACUUUCCCCAUCCUGUCAUAUUGAAAUAAACAAUCUUUGUCCUGUUUCUGUAACCUGUGGCAUGUUUUACUGAGAACCUAGUUAUUUUCAGUCACACCAUUAAAGCUUGGUCCCAAAUCAAUUAACCUGACUUUAC